Quercus lobata is the source of this 1568-nucleotide messenger RNA. RefSeq names its product Protein kinase superfamily protein. The record is from RefSeq and is a predicted model, not a curated record. The transcript is spliced from 7 exons. Bases 414 to 1496 code for a protein of 360 amino acids. Gene Ontology annotation, biological process: protein phosphorylation. Lineage: Eukaryota; Viridiplantae; Streptophyta; Magnoliopsida; Fagales; Fagaceae. Gene Ontology annotation, molecular function: ATP binding; protein kinase activity.
UCUUUCUUAUGCUUUGUUUUCUUUACCUUCAAGUACAUCUCUAGCUCUCUCUCCCACAAUCCAAGUUGUUGGAACAUUGUGUUGUUGGAGUAUUCGUUUUAUCUAACUUCACUUGCUCUACACGUACUCUUGAGAGUAUUCUCAAUUUCUCAUACCAUCCAAUCUCAUUUUUUGCUCAUAUAAUUUUCACCUUUUUUUUUUUUUGGUUUGAGCAAGACUUUUGAACUCACUUCCAAUUAGGCUGCAUUGAUUUUCUGCUGUCUUUUUGUCAAGUGUAAAUGUGACACCCCAAUGGUGUCAUGGCACUAAUUAGUUUCUCCAUCCAAUUGUCCGUUUCAUUAAGUGAUAUUAUCUGUCAAUUUAAUCCUCAAACAGAGAAUUAUAUCAAAUUCCAGAAAGAUUAGGAAGCCAUUAUGCCUUUCGGAUUGGUUUCAGCGUGGAACAAGCGCCGGAGAAGCAAGUCUCAAGAUCACACAGACCCUUGGGUUUAUAAACCUGUGGAGUUUUGGCAACUUGAAGAUCAAACCCCCCAACGCACAAAAAGGCACCAUGGAUCAGUUUUCACACUCAGGGAAAUGGAAGAGGCAACAAAUUCAUUCAGUGAAGAGAAUUUGCUUGGCAAAGGAGGAUUUGGCCGAGUUUAUAGAGGCACUUUGCAAUCAGGAGAGGUUGUAGCAAUUAAGAAAAUGGAGUUGCCGCCAUUUAAAGAAGCUGAGGGGGAGCGCGAGUUCCGGGUAGAAGUUGACAUCUUGAGCAGACUCGACCACCCAAAUCUGGUUUCCUUGAUAGGCUAUUGCGCUGAUGGGAAGCAUAGAUUUCUGGUGUAUGAAUACAUGCUUAAUGGGAACCUGGAAGAUCACUUAAAUGGAAUUGGGGAAGCAAAAAUGGACUGGCCUACACGACUCAAAGUGGCGCUUGGAGCAGCCAAGGGACUUGCUUAUCUCCAUUCAAGUUCAUCUGUUGGGAUUCCAAUUGUUCACCGAGAUUUUAAGUCCACUAAUGUUCUUCUAAAUGCCAACUUAGAAGCCAAGAUAUCUGAUUUUGGGCUUGCCAAGUUAAUGCCAGAGGGCCACGAGACGCAUGUGACCGCUAGAGUGCUUGGUACAUUUGGCUAUUUUGAUCCUGAGUACACAUCGACAGGAAAGCUAACUCUACAAAGUGACGUUUAUGCAUUUGGAGUGGUUCUUCUCGAGCUUCUGACUGGACGCCGAGCCGUGGACUUGAACCAAGGACCAAAUGAUCAAAACCUUGUACUGCAGGUAAGGCAUAUACUGAAUGAUCGGAAGAAAAUGCGUAAGGUGAUAGAUCCUGAGCUGAGCCGAAGUUCAUACACCUUGGAGUCUAUAGCCAUGUUUGCAAACCUGGCAUCACGCUGUGUCCGUGCUGAGAGUAGUGAGCGACCCCCAAUGGCAGAAUGUGUAAAAGAACUACAAGUGAUUAUUCAUAUAAAUUCAAAAGGAAUGAGCAUGGCUAUGCAUACUCUGAGAAUGAUCUAAUAAAACCAGAUGUUUUUCCAGCAGGGUGCAACUGUUUAUUUCAAUAAAAAGAUGUUUUACUUUUUCUAUUAA